GCGAAAACGAUGGCGUAGUUUCAAAUUGAAGCUAUAGCUACAAUUGCAAUCCUGGCACAAGUAACAAGAUAAACACCCUCCUCUCUCCUCCACAACAGCAAUUGGUGUCCCAGAAGUCCAAGAUGGGUCUGAUAUGUCGUCGCAUACACUUCUACGAGAUCAAUGACCAGACAUGGUAAGUCAAUUGCAGCGCAAAAACCCGCUAUCCUCUACCACCUUUCCAGCAAAAGAAAGACUGCUAAUCGAGAAUUCCAGGUUUCCCCAAUGCCUGCGCGAAAAAGUCCAAUCAUGUCUAACCCUCUGCUGGCAAUUUCGCGUCCCAAUAAUCCAAAAAGCCUCACCCGCGCAACUCGUCGCAAGCACGCUCUUCCGAACCCUCUCCAACAACGUAACGAACUACACCUACGUUGACUUCUGCGCCGGCGCAGGCGGCCCAACACCAUACAUCGAGAAAGACCUAAACGCGCAAUUAUCCUCGAAAUCCACGGAAGAAUCCACAAUCGAUAACAAAGGGCUCACACCACGAUCCCCUCAAACCGCGAAGGCUCAGAAGAAAGGGGAGGUCAAAUUCAUCCUGACAGACCUACACCCCCACAUCCCGGAUUGGACCGAAGCUUCGAAGCGCAGCGAGAACCUGAGCUUCGUUUCGGAAUCCGUGGAUGCUGCGAAUGCUCCUGCGAGCUUGAAUAGAAGUGGGGAUUUGAAGAUAUUCCGAUUAUAUAACUUAGCGUUCCACCAUUUUGAGGAUCCAUUAGGUUCUGCUAUUCUACGGAAUACUCUAGAAACCGCUGAUGGAUUUGGGUAACUCUCCUUAUCCUAAUCUUCCUAUCAAAUCUAACAUUAAUAGAAUCUUCGAGCUCCAAGAACGUACAAUCCCUUCGUUUAUAACAAUGGUCGCCAUGGGUUUCUUAAUGCUACUCAUAACCCCCUUUUAUUUCUGGAGAUCACCAGGCCACCUCUUCUUCACGUAUAUAAUUCCCAUCAUACCUUUCGUUCUCGUGGUCGAUGGCUUCACGUCGUCACUGCGAACGAGAAGCGCUGAGGAAGUCCAGGCGCUGAUGAAGAGGUGCGGGGCGGAGUGUGAUGGGUGGACAGUGAAGAGUGGCAAGGAACAACAUACAUGGCCAACGGGGUAUAUGACCUGGGUUAUUGGGGUGAAGCAUUAA
Messenger RNA from Hymenoscyphus albidus, 1166 nucleotides. Lineage: Eukaryota; Fungi; Ascomycota; Leotiomycetes; Helotiales; Helotiaceae. The record is from the annotation of a GenBank genome assembly.